AUGUUCCGCCGUGCAUUGCGACUUUCCACUUGCUUGCAACAGAACCAAGCCCUUGACCCUGCCUCGUACUCGUUCUCCUCACGCAUUCAACCUCCCGUAGACGGCGACCAGGUCGCUCGUGACUACCAGGCCUUCAAGCAUCACCAGGAAGUCACCAACCGCAUUGGAUCUGUCGUGUCUCCCAAGUACCAACCGCAUACCCAACUCACCCAACCUCCUUCACCUGACGAGAUUUCUCUCGAACUCCUUCUUGCCUCGCAAUCCCACCUAGGCCACUCUACCUCGCUCUGGAAUCCCGCCAACGCUCGCUACAUCUUUGGUGUGCGUCAGGGUGUCCACAUCAUUUCGCUGGACCAGACCGCCUCCCACCUGCGCAGAGCAUGUGCUGUCGUUCGUGAUGUUGCUCGCCGUGGUGGCUUGAUUCUGUUUGUCGGUACUCGUGAGGGUCAAGAAAGAAUCGUUGUCAAGGCUGCUCAGUUGGCUGGUGGUUGUCAUCUGUUUGACCGCUGGAUUCCCGGAAGCAUUACCAACGGUGCUCAGAUCUUGGGCAAGUGUCGCACAAAAGUCGUUGACGAGAAUGACAAAGAGAUCAAGGGUUUCGAGGAGCAGCUUGAAGCAAAGGGUGCUCUUAAGCCUGAUCUGGUUGUCUGCCUGAACCCUCUGGAGAACUACGUUUUGCUGCACGAGUGUGGUCUCAACAACAUCCCCACUAUUGGUGUCAUCGACACUGAUGCAAACCCCACCUGGGUCACCUACCCCAUUCCCGCCAACGACGACAGUCUCCGUUGCAUUAACCUCAUUGGAGGUGUCCUUGGACGUGCCGCCGAGGCAGGCAUGAAAUCGCGUCUCAGCAGGGCUUCAAACGGUCUUGUCACAUACGCAGCACGCCACAACCUGGCCCCUCCUACUGCUGACCAAAUUGCCGCCGCUUAUCAAGCCGAACGUUCCUUUGCCAGAAACAACGCCUUCGAUCAAGAUGCUGACCAACGCAUCGUCACUUCGCCCGCUCCUGCCGACGAAGACGCCAGAGUCCAAGAGAAGGCUGAUGCAACCAUGGUGAGCGCCUUCGAAUACGCCCAGUUCACUGAUUUCGACGAGGAGGCCAUGGACGCUGCGUUUGAGAUGCACUACCCUAACCAGAAAAUUCCCGAAACGGCAGAGAUGGCUGAGUUGAGAGAGAAACUUCGCCGUACCCACCGCGCUCUGAACGUACCAGUUGAAGGCGAGCCAGAAUACUUCGAGAGCGAGCCAGUUGAUGCCGAAACAGCACUCGAGCUUGAAACAGAGGCACAAGACAUCAUGGAUGAGCCACUCACCCAACAGGAAGCUGCUGCACUGCACUCCCAAGACGGUGGUAAGGGUCAAAACCCUUACGAGGGCGGCAGUUACCGUAGCGCUCUCAAGAUUCGCAAGAACGCUGCCGAUGCUACCCUUAGCAGGUUGGUCGCUCUCAAGAGACGGGCGUACGGCGAGGAGCUGUCUGCCGAAGACAAGGAAGUGCUACGCAAGCUCGACGAAGCAGCCAAGAACGCGCCUGCGGCUAACGAAGGCGAGUUUGCUCUGCCACCAAGACGCCCUGCGUAA
This is a messenger RNA of Aureobasidium musti, 1584 nucleotides long. The record is from the annotation of a GenBank genome assembly. NCBI's taxonomy places the organism in Eukaryota, Fungi, Ascomycota, Dothideomycetes, Dothideales, Saccotheciaceae.